Messenger RNA from Ostreococcus tauri, 958 nucleotides. Its product is annotated as unnamed product. The record is from RefSeq and is a predicted model, not a curated record. Gene Ontology annotation, molecular function: oxidoreductase activity. The transcript has a single exon. NCBI's taxonomy places the organism in Eukaryota, Viridiplantae, Chlorophyta, Mamiellophyceae, Mamiellales, Bathycoccaceae. The annotation marks the transcript as partial.
CGACGUCGACGCAGGGGGGUUUCUCGCUCGAGCGCUCGAGCGAAGACGCGCGGCGGCGUCGACGGGCGCGGCGAAGACGCGCGCGUUUCUGCGCGCGGAGAUUCCGUUGACGCGCGACCGCGGGCGAAAACGCGCGCGCGCGGGUCACGGGACGGCGAAAACGCGCGCCGGUUUCGGCGCCGCCGCGGGUCCGGAUUGGCUCGAUGAUUUCGAUCGCGCCGCGGGCGUCGGGGGACGUCGACGACGCAUGCGUCUGCGCGUGGUGAAAAACGCGGAGAUUCGAGACGCGACGCGCGACGAAACGACGAACGUGAGCGCGUUGACGCUGAGCGAUGGCACGACGAUCGACGUCGACAUCGUCGUCGCCGCGGCGGGGGUGGAUCCACGGUGCGAUUGGCUCCCGGAAUCCGCGGCGCCUCGAUCGAAAGUCGACGGCGGCGUGCUCGUGGACGAGUGCAUGCGAACCGUCGGCGCGCACGCCGAUUCAAUCUUCGCCGUCGGUGACGCGUGUUCGAUGGAAUCUCGAAGCGCCGCGCCGGACGUGCCUUGGUUUCAGAUGCGACUGUGGAGUCAGGCGGCGCAGACGGGGGCGUUCGCCGCGCGCGUCGUCGCCGGCGUCGCCGACGCCGAGGCGUUUGGAUUCAACUUUGAGCUCUUCACCCACGUCACCACCUUUUUCGGCUUAAAAGUCGUCUUGCUCGGCCUGUAUAACGCACAAAAACUCGAGGGUGAACGCGACGAGGACGUCGUGACGUAUCAGAGAGAAACGUUCGACGGCGACGCGCCGACGUACGUGCGCGUCCUCCUCGCGCGCGGUCGCAUGCGCGGCGCCGUGCUCAUCGGCGACACCGAUCUCGAGGAAACGUUUGAAAAUUUAAUCCUCGACCGCGUCGAUCUCAGCAGAUUCGGUGCGACCUUGCUCGACCCCGAGAUGGACUUGGAGGAUUACUUUGACUGA